Molecule: messenger RNA, 2095 nt
Organism: Raphanus sativus (radish)
Lineage: Eukaryota; Viridiplantae; Streptophyta; Magnoliopsida; Brassicales; Brassicaceae
Product: protein KINESIN LIGHT CHAIN-RELATED 1
Exons: 4
Coding region: 49-1863 (604 amino acids)
Molecular function (GO): protein binding
Source: RefSeq, a predicted model, not a curated record
UCUCUCUCUCUCUCUCUCUCUCUCUCUCUCUCUCUCUCUCACACAUCGAUGCCAGCAAUGCCAGGCCUAGUCAAGACACCAACCAACACCCCGCCGCUACGUGUGUCCGUGCCAGACACGCAACAGCAACCUCCACGAACCCCGAUGAAGAAGACCCCUUCAUCCACACCAUCUCGAUCCAAACCCUCACCCGGCAGAUCCGCCAAAAAAGACUCCCCUGGCGUCUCCUCCGCCUCCGCCGCCGCACUCGACGUCGACGAUCCCUCCCUCGACAACCCGGAUCUCGGCCCUUUCCUCCUCAAGCUCGCUCGCGACGCCAUAGCCUCCGGCGAAGGCCCCAACAAAGCCCUAGACUACGCGAUCCGCGCCACCAAGUCCUUCGAGCGAUGCUGCGCCGCCGCUGCUCCUCCCGUCCCCGGCGGUAGCGACGGCGGACCUGUUCUCGAUCUCGCCAUGAGCCUCCACGUCCUCGCCGCAAUCUACUGCAGCCUCGGGAGGUUCGACGAAGCGGUCCCGCCGCUAGAGCGAGCCGUCAAGGUCCCCGAUCCGGCGCGUGGGCCCGACCACUCUCUCGCCGCGUUCUCCGGUCAUAUGCAGCUCGGCGACACGCUGUCGAUGCUGGGUGAGAUCGAUAGAUCCAUCGCUUGCUACGAAGAAGGGCUCAAGAUCCAGAUCCAGACUCUCGGCGAGACCGAUCCACGAGUUGGUGAAACUUGCAGGUACUUGGCGGAAGCAUACGUUCAAGCGAUGCAGUUCAACAAAGCCGAAGAGCUAUGCAAGAAAACUCUAGAGAUCCACCGUGCGCACAGCGAACCAGCUUCGCUCGAGGAGGCAGCUGAUAGGAGGCUGAUGGCUAUCAUCUGCGAGGCUAAAGGAGACUACGAGAACGCGCUCGAGCACCUCGUCCUCGCCAGUAUGGUCAUGAUCGCGACGGGGCAAGAAUCCGAGGUUGCAUCGAUCGAUGUCAGCAUUGGGAACGUCUACAUGUCUCUGUGCCGGUUCGACGAAGCUGUGUUCUCUUACCAGAAGGCUCUCACUGUGUUCAAGUCCUCUAAGGGAGAGACUCAUCCCACGGUAGCCUCGGUGUUUGUCAGAUUGGCUGAGCUUUACCAUAGGACAGGGAAGCUCCGUGAGUCUAAGUCAUACUGUGAGAACGCGUUGAGGAUAUAUAACAAGCCUGUGCCUGGGACAACUGUGGAGGAGAUUGCUGGUGGGUUAACUGAGAUCUCUGCGAUUUAUGAGUCUGUGGAUGAACCUGAGGAAGCUUUGAAACUGCUUCAGAAGUCGAUGAAACUUCUUGAGGAUAAACCAGGACAGCAGAGCGCCAUUGCAGGGUUAGAGGCACGGAUGGGAGUAAUGUAUUACACGUUGGGGAGGUAUGAGGAGGCAAGAAACGCGUUUGAGAGCGCUGUGACAAAGCUGAGGGCAGCUGGUGAGAAAUCUGCCUUCUUCGGAGUUGUGUUGAACCAGAUGGGACUGGCAUGCGUUCAGCUUUUCAAGAUCGAUGAGGCUGGUGAGCUGUUUGAAGAGGCAAGAGGUAUUCUUGAACAAGAACGUGGUCCUUGUGAUCAGGACACUCUCGGUGUUUACAGCAAUCUGGCUGCUACUUACGACGCCAUGGGAAGGAUAGAAGAUGCCAUUGAGAUACUAGAGCAGGUUCUGAAGAUGAGAGAGGAGAAGCUAGGGACUGCAAAUCCUGAUUUUGAGGACGAGAAGAAGCGUUUGGCCGAGCUUCUGAAGGAAGCGGGGCGGUCACGGAACUACAAAGCCAAGUCGCUACAGAAUCUGAUCGAUCCAAACGCAAGACCUGCCAAGAAAGAGGCUUCUGCUAAGAAAUGGUCCGGCCUUGGUUUCAAGUUCUAAAGAACAAAGUAACCACAAUAAAUCAUUCACACAUAUAUUCAAUAGUAUUAUAUUAUUGUUAUUUUUAUUUGAUCUUUUCUGUAUCGUAAAUCUGAGGCUGGUGAAUUAAUUUCCUGUAUAGUGUUAUUAUUUGAGUUUGGUGAAGUACUUCUCAAGUUGGUGAGCUGUUUGUUUGAGUGUGAGAGUUUCUUUAUUUCGUUGCUCAAAAAAAAAAAAGAGUAUCUUUAUUUCA